Messenger RNA from Fonsecaea monophora, 357 nucleotides. RefSeq lists its product as hypothetical. Gene Ontology annotation, molecular function: phosphatidylethanolamine binding. Gene Ontology annotation, cellular component: cytosol; autophagosome; fungal-type vacuole membrane. The coding region runs from base 1 to 357 and encodes 118 amino acids. The record is from RefSeq and is a predicted model, not a curated record. The transcript is spliced from 3 exons. NCBI's taxonomy places the organism in Eukaryota, Fungi, Ascomycota, Eurotiomycetes, Chaetothyriales, Herpotrichiellaceae. Gene Ontology annotation, biological process: macroautophagy; cellular response to nitrogen starvation.
AUGCGUUCCAAGUUUAAGGACGAGCAUCCUUUCGAGAAGCGCAAGGCAGAAGCCGAACGCAUUCGGCAGAAGUACGCCGACCGCAUCCCGGUUAUCUGCGAAAAGGUCGAGAAAUCUGACAUCGCUACCAUCGACAAGAAGAAGUACCUCGUCCCCGCAGAUCUGACCGUCGGCCAAUUCGUCUAUGUUAUUCGCAAGCGCAUCAAGCUCAGCCCAGAGAAGGCCAUUUUUAUUUUCGUCGACGAAGUCCUCCCACCUACUCAUGCCCUCAUGAGCAGCAUCUACGACGAGCACAAGGAUGAGGAUGGUUUCCUAUACAUCACAUACUCUGGCGAAAACACCUUCGGCGACUUGUGA